Molecule: messenger RNA, 2466 nt
Organism: Labrus mixtus (cuckoo wrasse)
Lineage: Eukaryota; Metazoa; Chordata; Actinopteri; Labriformes; Labridae
Exons: 11
Coding region: 89-1921 (610 amino acids)
Molecular function (GO): cell-cell adhesion mediator activity
Source: RefSeq, a predicted model, not a curated record
UAGUCUCCUCCCCCUACACACAGCUGUUAUUUAAAGGUUUCCAAGAAGCAAAACUGAAAGUGUGUCGUCUCUUCAGCUUCAGAGCAAAAUGUUGCUCCUCCUGAUACUUACCGGGUUGCUGUUUGAAGCCUCAAUGUCACAGGUCACCAGUCAUGGAAACGAAACAGCUGACUAUGGGAAGGAUGCAUACUACAGCUGUAAAAUAGAAAACCCAGCAGGUGUGCUGCAGGUCACGUGGCAGAGACUUUUCAGAGAUAACUCCAUUGAGAAUUUGGUCACUUUCAGCAAACGCUUUGGAGAGCAAGUAAAUCAGCCUUACGUUGGGAAAAUAGUCUUCACAGAGGCGUCUCUGAGCUCAACGUCCAUCACUGUGAAGAAUGUAACGUGGGAAGAUGAAGCCUGUUACAUUUGCUCCUUCAACGUCUAUCCUGAGGGGUCUCAAAGGAAGCAGAUAUGUCCUACAGUGCAAGGAAUUUCAGAGGAGGAAACAAAAGAUCUUACUCCCAGCAGGGAACAAGAAGAGUUUGAAGAGGAAGUGGAGAUUGUGGUUGGCUGCUCUGCAACAGGUAAACCAGCUCCAACCAUCCAGUGGGCCUUCCCUUCCGACGCAACACGCUUAGACAAACCAGAGACUGCUGUCACCGCAAGCAAGGACCGGACGUUUACGAGCAGCAGCAACAUCACUCUGCAGGUCCCUUCAGACUGGAACGGGUAUGUGGACUGUGUGCUGAACGAAGGUGUGACGGGACAACGGGUGAAGAGGUUCCCUUUUUCUUUUGGCGGUGACGAGAAGGAUGGGGAGAAAGUCGUGAAACGGCUGUCUAAAUCAGGGAUCGCCCUCGUCAUCAGUUCGACAUUGUUUAUCAUCUUCAUCGUUGUUGCUCUCGCACUGAAGAGACAGAGGUUAAAGAGAAACAAAAGGAAUGGAAAUGUUCUUUCAGUAACAUGUCAUAAUCCUGUCCUGUCACCGGGGCCUUGUCUAAACUCUGUGAUUCAAACACAGACGACUGUGGCCGCAGCAGUGGGAGAGCAGGCCUGCUUAAACUGUCUGCUGAUUCAAACCAAAGAAGUUCAUCAAGUCACCUGGCAGAAGAUUCUACCUGAUGGAGAGAGGACCGUCGCCACUGACAACCUGCACUUCGGUCAAAGAGUGGACCCUUACUUUAGUGGUAAGGUGGAGUUUCGAGAUGCUGGACUGCAGAACAGCUCCAUCGUGAUCAGGGAUGUGACGGAGCAGGAUGAAGGCUGCUAUCGCUGCAUGUUUAACACCUACCCUGAUGGAGCUCUCAUUGCUACAAUCCGCCUGAACGUCUAUGAGCUGCAUGAACCCGUCCUACAAGUCAGAGAAUCAAACUCUUCUGAAGAGGUCGUUGUUUCCUGCUCGGCUACGGGUCGGCCCGCCCCCACUGUGACAAUAACGCUCCCUCACCAAGACUUGAACUUCCACAACACUUCUGUCUCAGUCAGGAACAACAACAGUACAGUCACCGUCACUAAGACAGCUGUGCUCUCUCGUCGUCAUGACAACAGCACACAGGUCGGGUGCACAGUGGGGGGCUCCUAUGGCGUUCACAAAGAGGUGUUUAAGAUGAUCCCUGAGGUCAAAAAGUCGCUCCCUGAUGAAAAGUCAGGAGCUAAUAGCAGCAGUCGUAGUAGAACUUUAAUCAUUAUAUCAGCUUUAACAACCUGUGUUAUCAUCACUGCAGUCAUCUUCCUCUGGCGUAGACACAAACAUCAGAACAGUCUGUCACACGAGGUCCAUAUGAAUGAGAUACCAGGAACUACAGAUGAAGACCCUCAGAAGACCCAAGAGUCUCCACAGGAGAACGUACAGGUCCGACUUCGAUCAACUCCUGUGAAUAGUGAAGAGAGAACAAACACAAAUCCAACACCAGUUUCAUCCAGGAGACUGUUUGAGUGAUUGAUCAGAUGAACUCAGUUUUUUGAAUAACCGUGAAAAGCUGUGAUUCACAAAUUGAUGGAAGAGCCGUGUUUUAUUUAAUUCUGAUUUUUUAAGCUUCGAUAAGAAAAGUCUUUAAAAAAAACAUUUUGAUACCCUUCUCUGUUUAAAUGUAUAACUUAUUUAUGUUCAGCACUUUUCUAGCACAACAGCACUUCUUUGUUCAAUGUGUGUGUUCUCAUGUUAUUUAUAGUUCAAACCUCAAAUGCACAUUUGCUGUCUGUCUGUAAUUACAUUGUGCUUCUUAAGGUAACUUGAAUAAUAUAAUAAUAAUUAUAAUAUAUCACAUUCGUUUGCAAACUAAUCAUGGCUGUGCAAUUACAGAAUUGUAGUGUUUUAAUCUCUGAGCUGAAUAUAGGGUCUAGUCAUUUAUUGUUUAUUAGGCCUAUAUUCUACUUAUUUAUUUGUCUCCUUCAUUAAAUUAUACUGAUUUCACCUGUGUCUUUCAGCCUUGAGUUCAGUUUUGACUCGCAUUGUGUACAAAAAAUAAAUGGAAUUGAAAUCUA